CUCCAUUAAUACAAGCUCUAUGUUUCCACGUUUGUGACGUAAAACCUCGCAUGUGGCGACGCAUCUACAAAACUACCUAACUUCAGAUGUGACGCCGAGUAGUGGAGUAGUUCGGGUGAAAACGUUUUUGUAUACGUAUGAUUGUGUGGCGUGUGGUAUCAUCUGUUUAUUUGUCCGAAUAACUAAAUUAAUUACUGAAAUAAACAGAUCUCGUUUGCGAUGGCAUCGGAGGUGUUGAAGGAACUAGAAGCCGCGGCGCAAAUCGUUCUGGCGCCACCGAAUCUAGUCUCGUUAGAACAGCGUCAAUCUGCGGAAGCUGUAUUUCUCAAUUUUCGUAAAACGAAGUCGCCGUAUCAGCUGUGCCAGCAAAUUUUAGAAUCGAGUACUGUAGAUUACAUAUUAUUUGAAACGGCUGGUUUGAUAAAGACAGCUCUGAUACAAGAGUGGUCAAAAUUGUCGGAAUCUGACAUUUCUUCUUUGCGACUGUAUUUGUUGCACUAUGUUAUGAACAAGCCUACAUUAGCGCCAUACGUUAGGGCAAGAAUACUCCAAGUUUUUGCAAUAAUGGUUAAGAGAGGUAGUGUGAACGACUUCGGACAGGAGAGAGGUAAAAUACUAAAUGAAAUAGAACAGCUAAUUAAAAGUGGGAACUUACCAAAUCAAAUUUUGGGAUGCAAUAUUUUAUCUGCGAUAUUACAAGAAUAUGCAACGACUAUUAAAUCGUCCGAUAUAGGUCUGACAUGGGAGGUUCAUUUUAAGGAGAAGAGACAGUUUGAGCAAAACGAUAUGAAAAAAAUUUUUAAAUUUUGUAUCGAAGUAUUAGAUGAAAUAAUUAAAAAGGACUUCGACGAAUCAACAUUACCCUUCGUGAAGGCUUUACUUUCUAUCGUAGAAAGUAUAUUAAGCUGGGGAUUUAUUUAUGCAAAUUUACCUAGACGAUUAAUGAGUUUGUGCGAAGUUUAUGAAGCUGGAAAUAGCCCACCACUGAGGUUACAAUCACAGUGGCAGGAUGUAAUACUGGAUCCAGCAGUAUUAGACUUAUUUUUUACACUGUAUUGGAAAGUACGUAGCAAUCCGCAACUAGCUCACCAUGCUAUGAAUUGUCUGAUACAAUUGGGAAGCUUGCAUGGUAAAGUCCUAAGUGUAGAACAAGUGAAACUUCAAUACGUGACAAAUUACAUGCAGAGAUUUUUGAAGCUUGUAUCAAGUAUUGAAAUUAAUGAUCAAGAGGCAAAUGGGAUUACCAAUAUUAUAAAAAAGAUUAAUUAUUUCUUUCAAAGUUUAUUGAAGAGUCUUCCCGGAGGCUUAUACGAGACAUUUAUAGAACAAAUAACAAGAUUAACAUGUUUAUUUAUAGAAUGUGCCGCACAAGAAGAAUUGACACAUUCUGAUGAUUGUUUAUAUAUGGAAGCUAUGGAACAUAUAUUUGAAGCAUGGUCAUGCAUGUUAUAUUCAUCGUACGCAUUUCCACCAGAAUUUUGCAAGCUAAGUUCUAUUCAGAUAUUUAACGUAUAUCUUCGGUGUCACUUAUCACCUCCAGAGGGUGUGAGAAAUGUUGGGAAAAAUCUUAGUGAGGAGGUAGCAGAUGUCGAGGAUGAUGACAAAGUUAAAUUUAAGGAUCAAUUACAAAUAAUUGGAAACUUUGCUAGACAAGUGCCAGAACAUUCUUUACCUUUAUUAACGCAAUUACUCGAAGAUCGAAUACAUAAAUUGCGCGAUAAUUUGAAUAUAUUGGUCGAACAAAAUGAAUCAUUAUCCCGACCCGCCUCUAUGGAUGAAUUGUACGAGGAUUUGCAUUGGCUCAUCAUGAUAAUAGGACAUGUUCUCUGUAUGGAAUCAGAUGGUGAAACCCCAUUGAUACCUUUGGAAAUUACACGAUGCAGUAUGAAACAGUCCCGAGAGGGAAACGUUGACGUGAACCGUACGUUGGAAUUUUUAGUGUCUUCGCAAAAUGUACAAUCGGAUAUAAGUAGUCCCACAAAUUUAAUCGAUCGGGUCAUUCGAUUAAUCGCGGGCAUUUUCCGCUUAUGCACCAUUGAGAAAACUGCUAUGUCGAUACACUUGGAGAAUAUACUUAGUCCCGAAUUGAGCAGUACGAUUAUAUGGUUUUUACAUAGAUGGUCAGAGAUGUAUCUUUUACCAACUGAGGACUGUUACAGCGAAUUAAGCACCACACUUUUGCACGCUUUUGGUGAAGAUAGUCCUGGUGCAUUGUGGUCAAUAAAUUUUCUCCUGGACAAAGUAAUUUGCAACAUCAACGCUUUCAAAAGUGAACCGGCGUUAAUAGAUAAAACUAUAAAAUUAUUAAUAUCUCUUGUGAAUUCACGAAAAAGAGCCUCCUGCUUAUCGAAAUCUGACCAAUUCAAUUAUAUUAUCGAAUUGGCCAUGAAAGGGCAAUAUGAUUUCCCGCAGAUUAUUAAAAGAGGUUUAAUGCGUGCGGUGGUUCAUGCCGGUAGCGUAAUAAUGCCCGAGCAGCAUUACUGGUCGCAAACUCUAGAAGUUUUGCAGAACAGAUUCACACAAUUAAUUUCUAGUAACAAUUUUAUGUCAUCCUACCAUGAAGAACAGCUUAAAGUUCAAUUCAUAGAUAUACUAGAAUCCUGUAUAGGUGUCGUGCAAGGUGCUGAAAGUCCGAUAGUAACGCCCGUGUAUCAACAUACUUUUCCUAUAUUAGCCGAACUUCCAAAAAUGUUAUCCCUGUAUCAUAAUUAUCAAGAUAUAGUGCAGCUGAUAUUAGAACUAUUUAAUGAAUAUACAAAAAUUAUAUUUUUCUUACCAAACGCUGAUAGUACGCGUGUGUAUGAAACCUGUAUGCAAGUGAUGCAAACGUAUGCUCGCUGUAAUAGUCAUCGAUUUACUGUAGAUUCGACUGCGGAAGAGGAUAGUUUUCAGGAUCUUCUAUUACUUAUGCGAUUAUUAACGAAUUUAUUAAUUAAAGAUAUAUUUCAUAUAAAUCAAGAAACCAUCAACCAACCAACUAACCAACCUGAAUCUGCAGCAUCGGCUGCUGAGUCUAUUCCAUCUACUGAAGUUUUCUUGUACGGCUUAAAUAUAAUCAUGCCUAUGAUGACAAUGAAUUUGUUAAAAUUUCCCUCGCUAUGCUUGCAAUAUUUUAAAAUGGUAACAUUUGUAUGUGACUUAUGUCCUGAGAAAAUUUGUGGCCUAUCUGUUAAAUUGUUGCAGCAGCUUUUAGCGUCGGUAGAAUUAGGUUUAUACUCGUUUGGCAAUGAAGUAGCUAGCCUUUGCUGUGAUACAAUCCAAGCCUUAACUAAGCAUAUUUGGGAUGAAACUGCACAACGUCGACAGCCACGCAAUGACAUAAUGGCUCCUUUUUUGAAUUUAUUAAUGAGUCUUAUUUUGUCACAUCAAAUGGAUUCAGAUUUGAUCCCAAACGCUAGUAUGCCUCUCUAUUAUCUCAUAUGUUGCUACCAAGAACAAUAUCAACAGCUCGUACGGAAUAUUGUAUCUACUCAAACGGAUCCGGAAACAGCACAAAGAUUAGCGAAUGAAUUUACCGGACUAACGCAGGGUUUGGAUUUACAUUACGUAACUAAUGCCGAUUUUCGUUUUCAAAAAACAAAGUUUAAAGAAAAUUUUGAGAAAUUUAUUGUGAGCGUUCAAGGAUUCUUAAUGGUUAAGUAAAAAAAAAAAAAAAAAAAAAAAAUAGAAAAAUUAAAAUGUAAAUAACCAGAAAUAAAAGUUUUAUUUAAACAA
Monomorium pharaonis (pharaoh ant) is the source of this 3714-nucleotide messenger RNA. Its product is annotated as exportin-4. Lineage: Eukaryota; Metazoa; Arthropoda; Insecta; Hymenoptera; Formicidae. The record is from RefSeq and is a predicted model, not a curated record. Gene Ontology annotation, molecular function: nuclear export signal receptor activity. The coding region runs from base 220 to 3642 and encodes 1140 amino acids. Gene Ontology annotation, cellular component: nuclear pore; cytoplasm. The transcript is spliced from 12 exons. Gene Ontology annotation, biological process: protein export from nucleus.